Molecule: messenger RNA, 2562 nt
Organism: Manis pentadactyla (Chinese pangolin)
Lineage: Eukaryota; Metazoa; Chordata; Mammalia; Pholidota; Manidae
Gene: MIER2
Product: MIER family member 2
Exons: 14
Coding region: 30-1712 (560 amino acids)
Biological process (GO): negative regulation of transcription by RNA polymerase II
Cellular component (GO): nucleoplasm
Molecular function (GO): histone deacetylase binding; transcription corepressor activity
Source: RefSeq, a predicted model, not a curated record
CGGCCGCCGCCUCCCGCGCACAUACGGCCAUGGCGGAGGCCUCCUCACUGGAGAGGCGGAGUCCUGGUGUGGCCACCUGUCUCACUCACCAUCUAGGGCCCGGGCAGCCCAGCGUGCAGACAGCAGUGGUGUCCAUGGGCUCUGCGGACCACCAGUUUCACCUCGCAGAGAUCCUGUCGCAGAGCUACGGUGUGCGGGAGGAGAGUGAGGAGGCCGAGGGAGGCCCAGAGAAGUCUGAGGAGGAGCUGGAGAAGGAAUUCAUGUCCCAGAGCAGGGACAUGCCCCUUGAUGAGCUGCUCGCCCUGUACGGCUAUGAGCCCUCAGACCCCAUCUCAGAGCGGGAGAGCGAAGGCAGCGGCCCUGCAGCCCACCUCCCGGACAUGACCCUGGACAAGGAACAAAUAGCGAAGGAUUUGCUUUCAGGGGAAGAAGAGGAAGAGACACAGUCCUCGGCCGACGACCUCACCCCGUCUGUGACCUCCCAUGAGGCCUCCGACCUUUUUCCUAGCCAGAGUGAAUCCUGCCUCCUGGCUGACGCAGACAAAGAGCCUGGCUCCUCCACCUCGUCGGACACGGAGGACCCUCUUCCUGCCAACAAGUGUAAGAAGGAGAUCAUGGUUGGGCCUCAGUUCCAAGCUGACCUCAGCCACCUGCACUUGAACCGCCACAGUGAGAAGAUCUAUGAGAAUGAAGACCAGCUGCUCUGGGACCCCAGCAUCCUCCCCGAGAGGGAGGUGGAGGAGUUCCUGUACCGGGCUGUGAAGAGGAGGUGGCACGAGGUGGCCGGGCCACAGCUCCCAGACGGAGAAGCUGUGAGGGACAGUGAACAGGCGCUAUACGAGCUGGUGAAAUGCAAUUUUAAUGCAGAGGAAGCCCUGAGGAGGCUGCGUUUCAACGUGAAGGUGAUCCGAGAUGGCCUCUGUGCCUGGGGCGAGGAGGAGUGCCGGAACUUUGAGCACGGCUUCCGAGUGCACGGGAAGAACUUCCACCUGAUCCAAGCGAACAAGGUGCGCACGCGGUCGGUGGGCGAGUGCGUGGAGUACUACUACCUGUGGAAGAAGUCAGAGCGCUACGAGUACUUCUCCCAGCAGACACGGCUGGGCCGGAGGAAGUGUGGCCCGCCAGGAGCCACGGACGCCGACCAGGAUCUGGACAGCAGCGACCCUGAUGGCCCUGGACGCCCCCGCUCCUCGCCACCUCUGCCCCCUGCCACCGACAGCUUGGGCUCUGAGCAGGACCCCAUGGCACAGAUGCACACAGAGUCGCUCAGCGUGGACAGCACGGCCAGCAGUCUUGGCAAGCCUGGGGAUGGUGCCGAUGGCCUAUCGUCCUCUGAGCCAGGGCCCUGUCCGUUCCAGCAGCUGGACACAUCCUCGACUGUGCCCCUGCUCCGGCGGCCCCCAGCCCUUGCUGAGCCUGCCUUCUGCCCCCUGGCUGUGGCCUCCCCGGAGCCCAGUACCAGCCCACGACUGGCCGUGGACCUGGCCUCUCCUGGUGUCCUCCCGGAAGGGCUUCCUCUCCUCUCCAGCCAGGCAGAUGUGAGCGGGGGUCCCGAGGACGCUGUGGCCCCCACCCAGGUGGCCCUGUCGGUCACCGAGUUUGGACUCAUCGGCAUCGGGGACGUGAACCCCUUCCUGGCUGCCCACCCAGCAUGCCCGGCCCCUGGGCUGCACGCGGAGCCCCUGUCACACUGUAAUGUGAUGACCUGUUGAUCCCUGGCCUCGGGUAGGCGUGUGUGGCCCGGACUGGACUUGGGGUCACUGGGACCUGCCUGUCAGUCUUCCCAACCCUCCCCCCAUCGCGGGCCUUGGGUCGCACAUCCUCUGCUUCAGAACUCUUCAAGGACUGGGGUGAGCGGUGGCCGGGCUGCCGCCCCCGCCGUGGGACCCGCCAGGCAGCUGGUGCCAAGGGCCUGGUGCUGGCCAGCCAGCGAGGCAAGGAAAGGUCCCGCCAUCCUGGGAGGGAGACAGAGCAGGACGCCGCCCCCCACCAGCAGCCCCCGCCUGGGCAACCUCAGCUUGCUGCUCGGCUCAUCUUGUGCUCCUGGCAGGGCCCCAGGCGACUCCAGGGCUCGGUGGGCGGUUGCCACUCGGUGCCAAACCCCAUGGGGCACAGAGCCAUAUACCUCGAAGUCAGCCCGCCCCGCCCAUCCCUCCACUUCAGGAAAAGCGCACUUUACGCCCGCCUGCCUCCUCCCUCUCCCCCACAAGGGUUCGAGGAGGAAGGUGACCUGCACCCCCCUUGGUACCAAGGCACUGCCGCCUGCUGCCCAUUCCCCCAGCCCCCCAGGUCAUAUUUCUGUUGAAGCUCCCUAGCAAGGUGGCUUGGGGUCCUGGCCCCUUUCUCCCCCCACUUCCUGUUUUAUUUAUGUUUUGUUCACACAUGGAAGUGGGGUUCCCCAGGGGGGCAGGGCAGUGCUCCCCAGCCCAGAGUGUCACCCAGAGAGGGUUUCGGCUUGAGCCUGUCUGCAGUGUUGGUUCGGCUUCCCUCGUACCACGGCCCACACUGUGAAGUGACAGCCGCCUUGAUCCCCUUGCUGUUUUAUUUAUUAAACUUGAUUUG